Messenger RNA from Hypoxylon trugodes, 917 nucleotides. RefSeq lists its product as uncharacterized. The transcript has a single exon. The record is from RefSeq and is a predicted model, not a curated record. Lineage: Eukaryota; Fungi; Ascomycota; Sordariomycetes; Xylariales; Hypoxylaceae. Bases 282 to 713 code for a protein of 143 amino acids.
CUUAGAAUUAAGACAACACCAACGAAGAAUAAGACGGGCUUGAUAUAUCAUUUCGAAUCCUCAUUGGGAUGCGUUAUCUGCGCUGAUCGUAUAAAUACAGCACCUAGUUAGUUAGAUGCACUAGUUGCACCAUUCUUCUUAAUCCUUUACCUGAUUGAGUAAAGCGUUUAUUCCUGCGUUUCACUUCAUUUUGCGAUCAUUCCGUUCUUCAAAGUACAUCUCCGGAUCAUCAUCGUCUAUCGUAUUGUUAUCAUAGUAUAAUCAUCGGAAUAUUUCCUCAAAUGCCUAAAUUCUCUCCUGUCGCUUCUUACGUUCUUGGUGCAGCAUGUUUCGGCCGGGGUUUAAUGGCCCUCAUCUGGCCAGAAGAAGAUUACGCCCAUGUCGGAUUACCGCUCGAAUCUGAAGCAACCCCGCCUUACGAUGGCCCUAGCUUAGGCUUCGUCUCGCCGCUUAUGUACUUCAAGGGUAUCCGCGAGAUGUCCUACGGCGCUACACUGAUAGCGCUACAGUGGGGAGGAAACCAAAGAGAUAUCACGACGUUUGCAACGAUAUUGUCGUUUGUGCGAUUUGGCGAUGGGCUGGUGGUUUGGUUAAAGGGCGGGGAGAAGCUGAGAUAUAGGGCAUCAGGCCAUUGGAUCACCGGCGCUGGCUUUCUUUGGUGGGUGCUUUGGAGGUGGAACCGUUUAGGAUAUUUCAGGUGGUUAUGGGGUUAGAAAUGGGGGGCGUUGAACUGCGCUACGGGUACUGAUCUGUGCUGAAAACCCCAGAGGUUGGGAACAUACAGGGCACCGACACGCCUACCUAUCUAUAUGCCGCGGAGGCACCUAUCUACUCCCUAACUUAUGGAUCGGGGGUAUGUAAUCAUCACAGCCUAUCGAAUGAAAUCACGAUAACCUAAGCUAUAUACACAAUGCUUC